Molecule: messenger RNA, 551 nt
Organism: Drosophila suzukii
Lineage: Eukaryota; Metazoa; Arthropoda; Insecta; Diptera; Drosophilidae
Product: protein FAM136A
Cellular component (GO): cytoplasm
Source: RefSeq, a predicted model, not a curated record
AAAUUGUUAAAAUUCCAAAUAGCAAUGGUGGAGCAGCAGAAAAAGCGACUGGAAGACGCAAUCAGCGGUAUGAUCGAGGACAUGUACCGCACCCACUUGCGCAGGAUGCAGUCCACAAUGCACCGCUGUGCUGCCCGUUGCUGCGAGGAUGAGCGAGGGACGCUGGAGAGCGUGCAGAACUGCAUCGAGAAGUGCGCCGGACCACUGAUGGAUGCACAGGACUAUCUGCAGCACGAGCUGGGCCAGUUUCAGAACCGCCUCCAGAAUUGCGUCAGGGACUGCAACAGCGACGCCCGGGCCCGCCUGCCCAGCAAUCCGAAUGACCGGGACAUGUCCCGAUCCCAGCACAUGUUCGAGAGCUGCACGGGCGGAUGUGUGGAGAAGCAUAUAAACCUAAUUCCUGGGCUGCUCAAGUCGAUCAAGCAGACGCUGGACAGAGGUCCCCCCAAGAGAUCACGUAACAUGGACAUAGACGCCUAACCAAGCGACUAUUCCCCUUUCCUUCCAGUAUCGAUCCACAUUAAAUACUCCAGUCGAGAAGCUGUCAUUGA